ACUUAAAAAAAAAAGUUUGAAAAAUCAAAUCGUCCAAUAAAAACCAAGAAUGUUCGUUGUACGUCGUAGCGUUUCCCGUCUGUACCCCGCCGGGCUCCAGGUGGCCAAGAUGAGUAGCCAGCUGGGCGAUCUCGGCAGCGGUGCCGGCAAGGGCGGUGGCGGCGGUGGCUCCAUCCGCGAGGCUGGCGGCGCUUUUGGCAAGCUGGAGGCAGCCCGCGAGGAGGAGUACUUCUACAAGAAGCAAAAGGGACAGUUGGAGAAGCUGAAGAACGAUCAGAUCCACCAGGCCGAGUUCCAUCAUCAGCAGAUCAAGGAGCACGAGGAGGCCAUCCAGCGUCACAAGAACUUCCUCGAGAACCUGCACAAGUGAGCGGCGGCACAGGAGAAAGCUCUCUCACAUCACACACAGACCAGUGAUAGUUCGAGACAUUUACUUAAAUGCAUUUCACUCAAUUGUACUUGUCCUCCCUCCUAGCCGAUCAGUGCGCAGUUUAUACACU
Drosophila subobscura is the source of this 500-nucleotide messenger RNA. RefSeq names its product ATPase inhibitor mai-2, mitochondrial. Gene Ontology annotation, cellular component: mitochondrion. The transcript has 4 exons. NCBI's taxonomy places the organism in Eukaryota, Metazoa, Arthropoda, Insecta, Diptera, Drosophilidae. The coding region runs from base 50 to 370 and encodes 106 amino acids. Gene Ontology annotation, biological process: negative regulation of ATP-dependent activity. The record is from RefSeq and is a predicted model, not a curated record. Gene Ontology annotation, molecular function: ATPase inhibitor activity.